This is a messenger RNA of Hordeum vulgare subsp. vulgare (domesticated barley), 2232 nucleotides long. RefSeq lists its product as uncharacterized. Lineage: Eukaryota; Viridiplantae; Streptophyta; Magnoliopsida; Poales; Poaceae. The record is from RefSeq and is a predicted model, not a curated record. Bases 362 to 2032 code for a protein of 556 amino acids. Gene Ontology annotation, molecular function: RNA nuclease activity. The transcript has 3 exons. Gene Ontology annotation, biological process: regulation of gene expression. Gene Ontology annotation, cellular component: peroxisome.
GGUGUCACGAGAGCGCCUUCUCGCCAAAGCAGUCCCGUUACCUCCAACUCCAAGUGAAGAAACUCAGGCUUCCUCGCCUCCAUCUCUACCUGGUUGGCGUGCCAUCUGGACCCGAUUCGUUUCGUCGGUAAGGAGACCCUAGCUUGCAUAGAUCCCACUUCGUCUUGAUCUUUCCUUUGCAGUGAAGUGUUAUCAAAUCAAAACGUGUGCCUCAUCUACGACAUCCGAUCCGACUUGACCCCAUCCGAUCGAGGCGGGAAGAAUCCACCCAUGCUUUUCUUUUGGUGCUUGUUCAGGGCAUGUACAAUGAAGCAGCAUCCUGGUGCUGCCCCAGCCCACCCACAUCAGCGCACAUCAGCGCAUGGAACUGAGACCACUGUUCAGCUUCACAUAUAUCCAACGCGUAAACAUAAUGUCUUUUGAAGAUAAAGCAAUGGCUAGUCGUAUUACCUCACCCUCACUAAAAGCUACAGUAUCAGAAUCAGAUCUUCGGAUAAUAAAUGUUGCAUCAAAUGUGGAUCAUUCUCAAGCAAAUAACCAGACAAGUGUAGUCCUCGGUCCAGUGGCUAUCUUUUGGGACAUUGAGAAUUGCCCUGUUCCAAGUGAUGUACGGCCAGAUGAUGUUGCAGGGAAUAUACGGAUGGCAUUACGGCUGCAUCCUGUUGUUAACGGUGCAGUUACAGUUCUCUCUGCUUAUGGAGAUUUCAAUGCUUUUCCUAGAAGACUCAGGGAGGGAUGUCAGAGAACAGGAGUCAAACUUGUCGAUGUUCCAAAUGGGCGGAAAGAUGCUGCUGAUAAGGCUAUACUGGUAGAUAUGUUUCUCUUUGCUCUGGACAAUCAUCCACCGUCAUCCAUUAUGCUUAUAUCUGGUGAUGUGGACUUUGCUCCUGCUCUCCAUAUACUUGGUCAGCGUGGAUACACUAUUGCCCUUGCAAUUCCAUCUUCAGUUACCGUCUCAUCGGCUUUGAGCAGUGCUGGGAGUUUCGUGUGGGACUGGCCUAGUCUUGCCCGUGGUGCAGGCAGUGUACCCCCCAGAUCCUUAGGGCAUCGUGCUGCUGAUCCUUUAUUCUGUUCUAACAGUGUAACACUGGGGAAAUUUCCUGACAUACAGACUGAAGAGGAGGCCAUUGUUUAUAUGGGAACUUUGAGGAAUGAAUAUGGUGGGAGAACAACCAGCAACCAGAUUAACUGCUAUAACUCUUCACAGGUCACCGGAGAAUCAUGCAAAGCUUUCUGUACUCUGGCGGAUGGCAGUUGUGGCACUGGCACAUCAUCGAGUUCACAUCAUGUAUCAGGUGGUUUGAAUGAAGUCCCAGUGAUAGACCAAGGAUUUACAGGCGAACAAUCAUGGUGGGUUCGUCCUGGUGAUCUUCAAGGCUUGAAAGGUCAACUAAUAAGGUUAUUUCAGUUAUCUGGUGGAUCUGUUCCACUUGUCCGUGUUCCUUCAGAGUAUUUAAAGCUCUUCGGAAGGCACCUGUAUGUAGCAGAAUAUGGAGCUGUAAAACUUGUUCAUCUUUUCGAAAAGCUGGCUGAGUCUUUUGUCGUCAUAGGGAAGGGUCAGAGAAAGAUGAUUUGCCUCCGCAAUUCUGGUGAUAGGAACAUGAAGAAAUAUCCAAGCACACCAAUAAUUUUGAAAAAUGAAAAGAGAUUGAAUGGUACUCUCGAGGAAGGUACGAGUGAAACAUGUCAGCAGUUGAGCAGCUCAUCAGAAGAUCUCUCAGAGGAUGAACAGAACAUUAACCCUGGCGUAGAUGGAACAUAUGUGUUUGAUAGCCAUCUAUACAAGUGCAGAACAGAGGUCGAGGCUCUUCUUGUCUGUUACUUGUCGUGCCCUCUUCCACUCUCCCAUUUUGAGUCCCUGUAUGAGCAACGGUACAAGAAGACUCUCGACUACCAGAGCUGUGGAGUUGAUGGUCUGGAGGAACUGCUUAACAAGUUAAAAGAUGUUGUUGAAUUGAAUUUGGAUGAGACCAGCAACAUGAAGUUCAUCAAAGCCAAGUCACCAAAAUGUAGUGCCUCAAAGCCAUGUUAAUUAGUGGUUGUCUUAAUAUCAGUAGUAUAGUCACUUGAGUACUUCAGAUUUUGUUUCCUCACCGAGCAUGUUUGUCAAGCACUGGGCUGACGUCUAUUUUAAUCAUGUCGGUGCGAUAGGUGCAGUUGCACAGCAAAUGCUUGUAAUAAUAUCUCGUUCUGCUAAUCUAAUCUAAUAUUCCUAGAUGGUUGCUUCAUUUA